AUGGUCACCGUGCACAAUGAUGAGAAGAAGGUCAACACUCAAGAGGGAUAUGUCCCUUCUUCGGAUGUUGAGAGUGGUACUAUACUCCCCGAGUACGACCAAAAUGGACCGGUCGAGUUUGAGGAAAAGAAGGACCUCAAGCGUGGACUGAACCAGAGGACUAUUCAGAUGAUUGCUCUUGCUGGAACCAUCGGAACCGGCUUGUUUCUGUCCUCCGGCAAGGCCAUCUCGAGAGCUGGUCCAUUGGGUGCUUUCCUCGGAUAUACCAUUGUUGGCUUUCUCUGCUCAGGAGUCGUCAUGUCCAUCUCAGAACUGAGUACUCUUGUUCCUCUUAGUGGAGGUGUCACUCGUCACGCCGAGUACUUUGUCGACCCUGCCUUAUCAUUUGCCAAUGGUUGGAACCAAGUAUACGCCAAUCUCAUCAGUGUCCCGGCCGAACUGUGUGCUGCUGCCGUCUUGUUCGAAUUCUGGACUUCAUCUGUUAGCAAUGGCGUUUGGAUCACCGUCCUCGGAGUCUUACUUAUUGCAACCAACAUUGCAUUCGUACGCGUCUACGGCGAGAUUGAAUUUACAUUCGCGACAUUGAAGAUCAUGCUCAUCAUUGGCGUCAAUAUAAUGGCGCUUAUAAUCACGUGUGGCGGUGGUCCCGAUCACAAGAGCAUUGGCUUCCAAUACUGGAGGAAUCCCGGUCCAUUCGUUCAAUAUUUGCACAUAGAAGGCUCUCUGGGUCGUUUCUUAGGCUUCUGGACCACCUUGAACAACGCCGUCUACUCGUACUCUGGAAUCCAAAACAUUUCGAUCGCGGCCUCCGAGACCCAGAACCCACGCAGAAACAUUCCCAAGGCGGCCAAGAGAAUCUUCGUGCGCGUUCUACUCUUCUACGUCCUCACUAUUUUCAUGGUUGGCCUUGUGGUGCCCUCCAACGAUAAGCACUUGUUGAAGUCUACCGGUACUGCUUCCCAAUCACCUUUUGUUAUUGCUGCCAAACGUGCUGGAAUCAAGGCCGUCCCAUCGAUUAUCAAUGCAGUCAUCUUGACUAGUGCCUGGAGCUCUGGCAAUUCUAGCAUGCUCGCUGGCUCUCGUAUCCUCUACGGCAUGGCAAGAGAGGGUCGCGCCCCCAAGAUCUUCAAGAAGACCAAUCGCUUCGGCAUUCCCUGGGUUGCCGUCGCUUUGUUCAGCGUCUUCUUAUGUCUCGCCUACUUGUCGCUGUCAAGUGGUGCUAACACUGCGUUUUCCUGGUUGCAAGACCUUGUUUCCGUGGCUGCCAUCAUCGAUUGGAUGGUCAUUUGCCUGGUCUACCUCCGCUUCUACUACAGCAUGAAGAAGCAAAACAUCUCCCGCAGCGAGCUUCCCUGGGCUGCACCCUUCCAACCAUACCUUGCAUGGAUUUCGCUCGUCGUCUUUGGUAUUCUGCUGUUGACUGGUGGUUAUGUCACCUUCAUCCAUGGACACUGGAACAUUGAGACUUUCUUCUCGAGUUACUUUAACAUUCCUCUGUUCUUGGUCUUGUACUUUGGAUACAAGUUCAUCAUGAAGACGAGCAUUGUUCCUCUGGAUGCAUUGCCCAUUCGCCAUUUCAUCGAUAUUGCGAAUGCUAAUCCUGAGGCUCCUGAGCCGCCAAAGCAGGGAUGGCACAAGUACAACUUCCUGUGGGAGUAG
Messenger RNA from Aureobasidium melanogenum CBS 110374, 1659 nucleotides. RefSeq names its product amino acid permease. The transcript has 4 exons. Gene Ontology annotation, molecular function: amino acid transmembrane transporter activity. Gene Ontology annotation, cellular component: membrane. Bases 1 to 1659 code for a protein of 552 amino acids. NCBI's taxonomy places the organism in Eukaryota, Fungi, Ascomycota, Dothideomycetes, Dothideales, Saccotheciaceae. The record is from RefSeq and is a predicted model, not a curated record. Gene Ontology annotation, biological process: amino acid transmembrane transport.